AUGGACCACCCGGAAUACGUUCUCGGCUGUCCCCUCAGCAACAUCAUCUCUCCCUACACUCUUCCCCAAGGCUUUGCUGUCAGUUAUUAUCGUGAUAAGGAUAUGCCACGCUGCAUCGGCAAACUCGUCCGCAACAAGGUCUACAUCGUCACUUGCUUCUGCAUCUGCUGCGAAAUGUUCGUAAUCAUCGGGUUCGCUGGCUUCUUACCCAAGUACCUGGAGACAGAAUAUCAGGCAUCCAAGGCACAGGCCAGCAUGAUUGCAGGUGAGUUGUGGUGUUUUUGCAACGUUGAGUGCACCCUGAUUUUCUUGUCUGUCCGGGCUUUAUGGCAUGUGUGGACCCCAGGCCUGUCGUACCCAUAG
Messenger RNA from Dibothriocephalus latus, 363 nucleotides. Lineage: Eukaryota; Metazoa; Platyhelminthes; Cestoda; Diphyllobothriidea; Diphyllobothriidae. The record is from the annotation of a GenBank genome assembly.